This is a messenger RNA of Xiphophorus maculatus (southern platyfish), 5100 nucleotides long. It is a transcript of the gene rxfp2a, whose product is annotated as relaxin/insulin like family peptide receptor 2. Bases 413 to 2650 code for a protein of 745 amino acids. Gene Ontology annotation, cellular component: membrane. Gene Ontology annotation, biological process: G protein-coupled receptor signaling pathway. Lineage: Eukaryota; Metazoa; Chordata; Actinopteri; Cyprinodontiformes; Poeciliidae. The transcript has 20 exons. Gene Ontology annotation, molecular function: protein binding; G protein-coupled receptor activity. The record is from RefSeq and is a predicted model, not a curated record.
UUUUCUUGAACAAGCACGAGCUCUGUGUUUAAACGAAAUGGAUUAGGUCAAACCUGGUGCUUUGUGCAGUGAGACACAGACUGCGUGUGUGGGAGAAAGAGAGAGAGUACGAAAGAACGCGUGUCUGCUCUGAGCUCCGGUUUUUACGGAUGACAGGAUGUUGCUGUCUUUACGCACAGAUUCGCUUCGUCUCUGCUCGGAUUCAAUUUAUUCCCCCAAGUUACUGAGCGCUAAAUGUUGGCUUCGUUGAGACGCAGCAGAAUAUUGUUGUGAUUUUUCUUAUUGGGACGGAACGGGACUUUCUGAUUCGUCCUUUAUUGUGGCUGUGUUUUAUUUUUUUCUUCUUACGGUGGAGAAUAUAUCCUUUGAAUCUGACCUGGGCGUUUCAGAAGAGAAACUUCGGAGGUGCAGGAUGGACAUACCUGUAGUCUUUUUGCUCAUCCACCUGACCCAGACUCAGAUUAAAGCCCUGGUGGCAAGCACUUCGGAGAAAGAGGCGAGAUGCCCCCUUGGCCAGUUUCCAUGUGGCAACAUGAGUCAAUGCCUCCCUCAAGCUUUGCAGUGUAACGGACACAAAGACUGUCCCAAUGGAGCAGAUGAAUGGCGCUGUGGUGAUAACAUUGGUUUGGCAGACUUCAUUGGAGAAACCCUUCAGAACCAACCAGCGAUUUCUUCUUUUCUCAAUGAAUGUUUUUUGCAGGAGUACCCGGAAAGUUGUGACUGCAUCCAAACAGACAUCAAGUGUGUGGAGGUCAACCUCGAAGAUGUUCCCCUGGUUUCACCAAAUGUCACAUGGCUGUCACUGAGGAGCAACAAGAUCCAAAUUCUGCCCGACUUUGUUUUCUCUGAAUACUCUGCACUGGAGAGAUUAUUUCUACAGAACAACAGCCUCCAGUUCAUAUCAAAACAUGCCUUCAGUGGACUGUACAGUCUUAAAAAGCUGUUUCUCAGCAACAACUUAAUAUCCUCCCUCAGUCCUGGCGUAUUCAAGGAUCUGAGUCGGUUAGAAUGGCUGAUGUUGGAUCAUAACCCACUCAGCAGUUUGACGCAUGAGACGUUCUUUGGACUUCGUUCGCUCGUUUUUCUAUCAAUGGUGCACACCUCACUGCAGCAGCUUCCUCAUCCCAGCUUCUGUCAACACAUGCCUGCCCUGGACUGGCUGGAUCUCGAGGGAAACCAGAUUCAGACUCUCAACUAUUCCAUCUUAAAAACAUGCAGCAAACUUGAAGUCCUAUUACUGAUGGACAACAGAAUCACAAGAGUCCCUGAAGACACAUUUCAGUCUCUGUGGAAGCUUGGUGAACUAAAUCUUUCUGGUAAUAGAAUCAAUGAGCUGCCAAAGAACACAUUCAAGAACCUCUCCAAGUCCCUCCUGAAACUAAAUAUAUCCUACAAUCCCCUUCUCCGCAUUCAUCCAAGUCACUUCAACCACCUGACACAGCUUCAGUCUCUGGCUCUGGAAGGUAUUGAGAUACCAGAUAUUCAGACUAAAAUGUUUCUUCCCAUGAAGAACCUUUCACACAUCUACUUUAAGAAAUUCCAGUACUGCUCCUAUGCUCCUCAUGUGAGAUCCUGCAAGCCCAACACAGAUGGCAUCUCUUCAUUUGAGGACCUGCUGGCAAACAUGGUGCUGCGGGUGUCUGUUUGGGUCAUGGCUUUCAUUACCUGCUUUGGGAAUCUUUUAGUCAUCGGUAUGAGAUCACUGAUCCGUGCAGAAAACAAUCUACAUGCUGCCUGCAUCAAAGUCCUCUGCUGUGCAGACUGUCUGAUGGGGGUGUACUUGUUUUUCGUUGGAGUGUUUGAUGUGAAGUUCCGGGGACAGUACAAUCGAAAUGCCCUGCUGUGGAUGGAGAGUGUGGAGUGUCGCACCAUUGGCUUUCUAGCCAUGCUCUCCUCAGAGGUAUCUGUUCUCCUCCUGACGUACUUGACUUUGGAGAAGUUCCUGGUUAUUGUGUUCCCUUUCAGCAAUUUGCGCCCAGGAAAACUUCAGACUGGGGUGAUCCUGUCGUCUAUCUGGCUGAUGGGCUUUAUCAUUGCUGCUGUGCCACUUAUGAAUGAAGACAUCUUUGGGAACUACUACGGACGUAACGGAGUCUGCUUUCCUCUACACUCUGACAGGCAAGAGAAACCUACAAGCAAAGGAUAUUCAACUGGGAUAUUUCUAGGUCUAAAUCUGGUGGCGUUUCUUGUGAUCGUCUUCUCCUACUCCAGCAUGUUCUAUUCCAUCUACAAAACUGGAAUCAAUGCGACUGACCUGCGGAGCAGACUGCACCGAGACGUGGCAGUGGCCAACAGAUUUUUCUUUAUAGUGUUCUCUGACGCCCUCUGCUGGAUUCCCAUAUUUUUAGUGAAGAUUCUCUCGCUGCUGGAAGUGGAGAUACCAGACACGAUUUCCAGCUGGGUUGUCAUUUUCAUUCUUCCAAUCAACAGUGCCUUGAACCCCAUCCUGUACACUCUGACAACCAGCUUCUUUAGAGAGCAGGUGGAGCUCUUGCUCUGUCGCUGGCAGAGAAGACACACCCUGAAGAAAGACCGCAAAAGCCUCACUUCCUCCACCAUCUUCGUGGAGACGGCGCGGCCGCAGUGCUACCAGCCGCCUACCUACCUCAAGCAGCUGUCGCUGGUCGAAGUGGACCCUCGCUAUGCCUGAGAGGACUUUUUUUUGAAACUGUACCAUUUUCUAUAAACUACGGGUCAUAGGCCAAUUUUAUUGCCACAUUUUUAAGCUCUUACAUGACAACAGCACUGUUUUUAACACUCCCAGGAGGAAAAAAAUGUUACAAUCACUGUGCUGAUUCAUCAUGCUCUGACAUUUUUUUUAAUGUCUUGUGUUUUUUGUCGUGCACAAAGGCAGCACCUUCAGCUUACUGUUAUAAAUGUCUUACUCAAAGCCUCCUUAGCAUGGGCAUGAGGAGCCAAGGCUUACACCACCAAUGUUGCAUCUUGGAGGAGUUUCUGUGUUGUUUAAGCUGCAGUUUCCACCUUACUUUCUAUGAAAAGGUCUAACACGUAGAUUACAUCCAACACUCGCGACACCUGUUGAUACUUCAGUGUCAUCUGAUUGAAUUUAUGGGAGAUGUGCAAAAGCAGAUAUCGCUUUUAUCUCAGUCACAUACACUGUUAUCCAUGAAGAGACUGACCAACUGUUUAACAAUUAUCUGGGAGCUAAACUGAGUUCAAUCAGAAAUGGACAAACAGGUAAAGAACAAAAGUAAUUUUGCUUCUUUAAGAUGUAGCACUCAAACGUUUUUUAAUUGUAAAAUUACAAAUCUGCUUUUGCAUUAUGUAGUCAUUUACCGUGCACAAAGUUAAUGCAUGUAUGAAAAUGCCAAAAAACCUUAAGAAAUGUUUAGGGUCAUUUUUGAAUCUGAGAGAUUUAGCCUUUCUAUUUUAAACCAUUUCUUCUGUAAUUCCUUUUCCUCUUGUCUGUCGGUUUAGAGGGCGUUUCAGCUUUACUAAAUAAAGUUGUAUAUAAAUCAGUUAGAAUACCAAAUAAGUUAGUUUCAUUAAUUCAGGUUAUAAAUUAAAACUCGUGCUUUACAUAUAUUUAUUACAGACAGACUGUAUAUUCUAUGCAGUUUGUCUAUAACUGUAUAAUAUACUUUAAUUUUUUAAAUAACUGAUGAUUAUGACUUUCAUGAUCAUAACUGAAAAAUCCCAAAUGCAGUUUCUCCAAAAAUAUUAAAGUUAGAAGUUAUAAGAAUUUGAAGAAUGUGAAUUUACUAAAUGUUUUAUGCACUUUAUACUUAGUUGGGGGUCCUUUUGCACGAAUUUCUGCAUCCAAUGAUUGAGGUGUUAACAAAGCCAAUGGUGUUUUAAUUGCCUUCAGCUCAUCUGCACUCCUUUUAUUGAUUCUCUAUGGGGUUUGGGUCAGGGCAAUUUGCUGGCAUGUAAAGCAAGGUAUACACUGUUUCCUGGAUAAUUCAGUGUGUUGCGGCUCUCUAAUUCAAGUUUCACUAUUCGCCUUCCGAAUGAGCUUUUGAUUGGGCUUUACCUCUUAUGGUUUAGAUUAUCUCUGUUUUUAUUGAUCUUUUUUCCAUUCACCUCCAUUAAUGUGCUUUGGUAGCAGAACUAUAAACAGCCUGCUUUUCUGUCAAUUAGAUUUGUAUGUUUAUAUACCUUGUGGAGGGUCUUAAUGACUGUCAGCAGUCUUCUCCAUAAUUGUUUAAUCCAUAAUGCACCCGUCUGUAUUUCAAAUCUUUUUUUAACUGGUCUUAAAUUUUAGUUGUUGGGGAUUUUUGAGGGUGAGGGGCCUCAGAAAUUGAGAUUUUGGAUUUUUAGGUACUGAAAACUAACAAAAGUUUUCAAUACCUAAAUUUUUGUUAACUAACAAACUUAACAAAAAUAAAAUAGUUCCUUCGUUAGAUGGUGGAUAUAAGUUUCCUUCUUUAGAAGAUGGACUUAAGUUUCACUUUUGAAUUAAAUUACUGAAAUUAUGCUUUUUAUUAUAUUAUUGAGAUGAAAAUGAAAAUACAGAAGACAUAGGUGAAUUAGAAUUUGGUUAGGGUUGUAAGAAGCUGUGGCUAUUUUAUUUCUGUUAGCCAGUCUAAUUCUAAAAUAAUUCUAACCAAUUUUACACAACAUCUGCACAAGUUUUAUUAAUUCAUACCUCCUUUAUAUGUUAUGUGAACAACUUGAACUGGAUCAAUGUUUUUGUAUCAACCUUAAUUUUUUUUUUUCUUUUUUAUUGCACUUAUUGACAUGAGAAGGCCUUAAUACAUUUUUUUAGAUGGUUUCAAAUUUGCUUUAAAUUUCAUUGUUUUCAAUUUCUUCAUGCUUUUCAGCAGGUGCACUGACGGUGACAAUCGUAAAAUAUAAUUUUAAAUGGCAUAUUAGAAGUUUGAUUAGUAAAGGGAAAUUAAGCAGACGAAUGAAAAGGAUUGUUAAUAGCAUAAAUAUAUUUUGUAAAUAUCUGCUGUGGAACCAGUAGAUGUAAAUCUGAUUAAAUAAGAAGUGUCACUUGCUGUCAUGUUCAUUUGUACAUUUUUUAUUAUAAUUUGUUACAAAAGAAUGUUAUGUACCGUAUGUAAAAUGUUUUUUGAGUCAGGUUAUUGAAUUUUAUGGUCAUUGUUUGCUCUACAUUUUGAAUAAAGUUUUGGA